GGGGGCGGGGAGAAGACUACCGGGAGGGUGAAGUGGGAGGGAAGCGGGGCGAAGUUCAAGGUCCGGGAAGUUGGGGCCUUGCUGAGGGUCCCCGUGGAGAAGGCUGCGCUCCUCGAGAAGAGGGAAGGUCCUGGGAGCCAGAGCGGGCGCGGGAGCCGUGGGCCUGCCCCCACCAGAUAUUCCCUUGUUGAAGGAAGGUAAGGCACAGAGAAGUGAGGCCACACUGCUGAAAAUACUCCUUUUAGAGCAUCUCCUGGUACCCUCAGAAAUGUCUUCUUUAAGUGGCAAAGUCCAGACUGUUUUGGGACUACUGGAGCCAAGCAAACUGGGCCGCACCCUGACCCAUGAGCAUUUGACAAUGACCUUUGACUGCUGUUACUGCCCACCUCCUCCACCUCACGAAGCUAUCUCGAAGGAACCUAUUAUAAUGAAAAAUUUGUUUUGGAUUCGGAAAAACCCUUAUUCCCAUAAAGAGAAUCUUCAGUUGAAUCAGGAGACGGAAGCCAUCAAAGAAGAAUUGUUGUAUUUUAAAGCCAGCGGUGGAGGGGCCAUGGUGGAGAACACGACCACAGGGAUUUGCCGGGACGUGCAGACUUUGAAGUGGCUCGCAGAGGAGACGGGUGUCCACAUCGUAGCAGGCGCUGGGUUUUAUGUGGAUGCAACUCACUCUUCAGAGACCAGAGCCAUGUCCGUGGAGCAGCUUACUGAUGUCCUCAUUAAUGAAAUUCUCCACGGAGCGGAUGGCACCAGCAUCAAGUGUGGUGUUAUUGGAGAAAUUGGUUGCUCCUGGCCUCUGACUGAGAGCGAGAGGAAGGUACUUCACGCAACUGCUCAUGCCCAGGCUCAGCUUGGCUGUCCUGUUAUCAUUCAUCCUGGAAAGAAUCCAAGUGCACCCUUUCAGAUUAUCCGAAUAUUACAAGAAGUAGGUAUGGACAUCUCCAAAACAGUUAUGUCGCAUCUUGAUAGGACUAUACUUGAUAAGAAGGAACUACUGGAGUUUGCUCAACUUGGCUGUUACUUGGAAUAUGAUCUCUUUGGUAAUGAAUUCCUUAAUUACCAAUUGAACCCGGAUAUUGACAUGCCCGAUGAUAAUAAAAGAAUUAGAAGGGUGCGCCUUCUGGUGGAUGAAGGCUACGAAGACCGAAUUCUGAUGGCCCAUGACAUACACACAAAGCAUCGGCUGAUGAAAUAUGGAGGCCACGGCUAUUCUCAUAUACUCACCAACAUUGUUCCUAAAAUGUUGCUUAGAGGUAUCAACAAGAAUGCACUUGAUAAGAUACUAAUAGAGAACCCUCAGCAAUGGCUAACUUUCCAAUAAGGUGGUCAUAAAUUCACACCUUGAAUAUAAAGCUUACAGAGAACAUUCAGUGAUCUCAAACCGACUCAGAUGUUAAUUAAUCAGAGCUAUAUAGAACUAAUAAUGGGUCAUUACCUUUUUGUGAGAAUUAGAAGCGUUUUGCCUUCUCAGAAACUGGCUAUUACAUCUGCACCUUUAAGGAGUCCUUGAGCCUCAUUGAGCCCUAGUACUUUGCCUUAACAAAUAAUCACAGAAGCACCUGCUUCCAAACAAUGAGUUACAGUCUAAAUCCCUUUAGUGAAGUCUUGUUUUGUUUUCUUAAUCUAUCAGCUGCCCUUCUUGAGAAUUUAAAGUGUUUUGAGUUAAAUUACCCCCUUCUGGAGCAAUCCAAUGUUUCUUGUAAUAUUGAUGAUCCUACUAAUUAUCCUGCUGUUCUUUAAUUAAUGCCUAAUGAGUAAGAUGGCACUUUAAAAUAGCUUCUUCAGCAAGAGAAGUGAAGUUUUGAGAUUUUUUUUCAAUAGAUACUGUAAGACAAUUACCAAUUUACAAUGGUAAAAAUAUUGUGGAAGGAUAAUUAUAUGCCGUCUACCUAUCUGUAUAUACUUACCAUAAAUCAAUUGUGCUGCCUGUGCCUUUCUGGCAUCCAUUUUUGCUAUAAAUUUUUGUUGUGCUUUGAAAAAUUUGUAUAAGGGGGCAUGAACACAUAACAUAAUACUGAAUUACAAAAAUUCAAUCAUAAAAGUCAGAAUAUAUUACAUAAUAUACUUUAAUGAAUCAUUACAUUUAUAAUAACAAAGGCCACAAUUUAAUCAAUUAAUCAUGUGUAAUGCAAAAAAAGAGAAAUGUUUGCCAUAUAUGUAUAUAUAUAUAUAUAGUCCCUUUAUUUUCUAUACCUUU
This is a messenger RNA of Myotis lucifugus (little brown bat), 2194 nucleotides long. It is a transcript of the gene PTER, whose product is annotated as phosphotriesterase related. Gene Ontology annotation, molecular function: zinc ion binding; hydrolase activity, acting on ester bonds. Gene Ontology annotation, biological process: catabolic process. The record is from RefSeq and is a predicted model, not a curated record. Lineage: Eukaryota; Metazoa; Chordata; Mammalia; Chiroptera; Vespertilionidae. The transcript is spliced from 6 exons. Bases 269 to 1318 code for a protein of 349 amino acids.